Messenger RNA from Eufriesea mexicana, 1313 nucleotides. Its product is annotated as methionine aminopeptidase 1. The transcript is spliced from 6 exons. NCBI's taxonomy places the organism in Eukaryota, Metazoa, Arthropoda, Insecta, Hymenoptera, Apidae. Gene Ontology annotation, cellular component: cytosol. The record is from RefSeq and is a predicted model, not a curated record. Gene Ontology annotation, molecular function: metalloaminopeptidase activity. Gene Ontology annotation, biological process: proteolysis. Bases 127 to 1254 code for a protein of 375 amino acids.
GACGAACUAAUGAGUAAAUCUACCGGUAAAACAGCGUAGGAUCGUCUCGAGUUACUUCUUCCCAUUCGUCCAUCGUUUGUCGGCUCACGUCGUGCACGGAUAUUCCGAAGAAAAAUUUAAACAAAAAUGUCACUGGGUAUGUGUGAAACUCCAGGCUGUAAAACUAUGGCCAGCCUUCAAUGCCCGACUUGCCUGAAAAUUGGAAUACAGGGUUCAUAUUUUUGUACUCAAGAUUGUUUCAAACGAAGCUGGAAGACACAUAAAGUCAUUCAUCAAUUAGCGAAGGGAGGAAGUGGAGACAAAUCUACCAAUGAUUAUAAUCCUUGGCCUUCUUACCAUUACACUGGAAAAUUAUAUCCUCAUAAGAGGGAACCUCGCAGAAAAGUACCUGAACACAUUAAAUGCCCAGAUUAUGCUACACAUCCUAAUGGUUGGUCUAUAAGCGAGCAGUCGGUUUCAGGUUCAGCUCAAGUAAAAGUUCUGGAUGAUGAAGAAAAGGAAGGCAUGCGAGUUGCUUGCAAGCUUGGACGCGAAGUUUUGGAUGAGGCUGCACGUGCCUGUGACGUAGGUGUUACGACAGCUGAGUUAGACAGAAUUGUCCAUGAAGCUUGCAUUGAAAGAGACUGUUAUCCAUCUCCGUUGAAUUAUUAUCAAUUUCCAGCUAGUUGUUGCACUUCUGUUAAUGAAGUUAUCUGCCAUGGUAUUCCUGAUACUAGACCACUCGAAGAUGGAGAUAUUUGCAAUGUUGAUGUAACUGUAUAUCAUAAUGACUUUCAUGGUGACUUAAGCGAAACGUUUCUAGUCGGUAAUGUAAAACCUGAAGUAAGAAAAUUAGUCGAAGUUACGUAUGAGUGUUUAAUGAAAGCUAUAAAUAUCGUACGACCCGGUGAAAAAUAUAGAGAAAUUGGAAAUAUAAUUCAGAAACAUGCCCAAGCCCAUGGAUAUAGUGUAGUACGAAGUUAUUGCGGUCAUGGAAUUCAUCGUUCAUUCCACACUGCGCCAAUUGUACCUCACUAUGCCAAAAACAAAGCUGUGGGUGUUAUGAAGCCGGGACACUGUUUCACUAUAGAACCAAUGAUAUCUCAAGGUACAUGGAGAGACGAAACCUGGCCUGAUAAUUGGACGGCGGUUACCGCGGAUGGCCAAUGGUCGGCUCAAUUUGAGCAUACGUUAUUAGUUACCGAAACUGGCUGCGAUAUUCUUACGAAACGGCUCACAAAUGACGGCAAGCCAUGGUUUAUGGAUAAAUCAUAGUAAUAUUCCAUUGUAAAUUAUUGUCAUUUUAUGUAAUUUCAAAUUUUGUGAAUAUGUAA